AUGGGAAACGACUCGGUAUAUAAUGACAGCUUCUUGUUCAUCAACAAAGAAGCCAAGGACAUCGGCGUUCGAGACAAGAAUCAGGAUUUCGCCGUCAGAUCUCAUGUCAACCGCCAUACAGGCGAUGGCAAAGAAGGCUUAGGGACAAGGUACUCAAGCCGAACGAUACAUUUUCCAGACGUUGGCCUCGAGCCAGCAGCAGCUCCUUCAGCACCCUUGCUCCAAAACAAAAGCUUCCGCUUCACAGUGAGCGUAUAUCAACUAGACUUCAACCACGCGCUCCUGCGCCACAAAGUACUACAUCCACAUGGCGUGCAGGACGCGCUCCUGCUGCUCAAGAAAGACUCAAAGAAGCGCAAACCACAAGACUUAUUCGAGACCAUCCUCUCCGCGGCCCGGCUCGAAAUCCUUCUGUGGACCCGCUGUCUCUUCUGGGAAAUGGUAGCUCUGACCCCUUUCCUGCUGCAGCUCUUCCGAUCACUGCACUUCAUCACGAUCUCAUUCGCUUCUGGGAACACCGUUUCUACAUGGACGCAACUUCAUGCGAUUUUCGCCAGUGCACUGACAUACAUGCUUCGAACAAUGCCUCCUUCCCAGGACCAAAGGAAGGCAUCUUCGAUGGCGUACGAGCACAAAGUUGCGUGCCUAUCUUCGCUGAGAAGCUUGAUGGCUCAAUCCAUCCUCGGUCCUGGAACAUUGAGAGCGAUUUACCUGGCUGCCAUGAUGCAUUUCUUUGCUGGGGAGGUCAACGAGUGCGACCUUCACGCCAAAGCCAUGUUCACCAUUUUCAGUCGCCUAGGUGGCUUACGCCGUCUCGAUCAAACUUUGGCUUUGAGACUCGUGAUGCUCGACACAAUGCUUGCUCAUGGGGUCCUGCAGCGGCCGAGAUUCUCGACUUCGGAAUGGGAUCCUGGCGCUUGUUCAAAGCAACCAUUCGUGGCAUCUUCCCGGCUUUCGUCAACCCUGCACUUGGAGGAUUACAUGUCGCAGGACUCACCAGUCCAUCCUGACAUCUCGUUCGGAAUGCAGCACUAUCUGAAAGGCCAUCGAGAAGUGCUCUGUGGUGGACACCUUGCUCAACAAUUAGGACGAACCUCGACACGAGCGACCCAGACGUCGACCAUGCUCAGCGACGGGAUUCAGCAAUGGAUCCUCGUACGGCGGUAUGCUGUUUCUGCUCACUACGUUUCACUCUACCAUGACAUACCCCGAUGGGAAUCUUCUUCAUGGGAAGCGAAAUCUUACAGCGCUGUCAACGUCGACUUGCAACAAUCGCUUUGUCUAACAAUUGAAUAUUGCCAACGCGUCAUCUUCCUGUGCGCCUGGGAGAGGGUCGCCGUGUACAUCCCGUUUCAUCAUCUGAGAAUUUCACUGACUCGGCUUUUGCGCAGCAUGACAGACGCUGCCUGUCUGGAACACGGAGAGGCAUUGCUUUUCUUGUUCUUUGUCGGUGCUGUGGGUGAAGAAUUGGCGCUUGUCGAUUCCGGGAAUACGACGACGACGACGGCAGCAACACCUGCAGGUCUGUCAGAUCGAUGGUUCUCGAAACAUAUGGCGACUGUUGCCGUCAAACUUGGGUCUGUCGAAUUUGAUGCAACCAAGGCCUUGCUGAGUCGGUUCCUAUACGACGCCGUUGCUUUGGAUCAGACACUGGAAGCUCUUAUCGCGAAAAGGGAUGAAUUCCUGCAAGAAGCGCCAGACUGACUGCCUUGACACGAAUCAACUACUCGUAUUCCGUACGGGUUUAUCCCUUGCCGUGGCUUUCGCUUUCGCUUUUGCUUCCGAAAAUGAGGACAUCGGGCGGGGACAUUUUGCCGAAUUUACGUGUCAUGGUGCCCAGUGACACGAUAAGGAGAACCGAAGCCAGACGAGUACGAGGAAUAAACUUUCCGUGGCCGGGACACUGUCACUUAG
Molecule: messenger RNA, 1914 nt
Organism: Exophiala xenobiotica
Lineage: Eukaryota; Fungi; Ascomycota; Eurotiomycetes; Chaetothyriales; Herpotrichiellaceae
Exons: 3
Coding region: 1-1704 (567 amino acids)
Source: RefSeq, a predicted model, not a curated record